Molecule: messenger RNA, 1602 nt
Organism: Rana temporaria (common frog)
Lineage: Eukaryota; Metazoa; Chordata; Amphibia; Anura; Ranidae
Gene: GLT8D2
Product: glycosyltransferase 8 domain containing 2
Exons: 11
Coding region: 230-1270 (346 amino acids)
Cellular component (GO): Golgi apparatus
Molecular function (GO): glycosyltransferase activity
Source: RefSeq, a predicted model, not a curated record
AGAGAUUUACAGAUGUUGGAAAGACUCCCAUCUGGAACUCAUUUCUUUCUGUCUCUGCGAGCAAAUGUAGCAUUUCAUUUUACAGAGGAGUUUAUCACACUGGAUGGGACAAAGGAAAACCUGUGGGUUGCAGUCAAUGCCUGUAUUAUCCUGUCCACUCCCCUGAAAUGUCUGUUGAGAACUCGGCCUGAAGCACUCUUGCCUUGGUGCUUCUACAACAUUCAACUUUAUGGCUAUUCUAAGGAAACUUAAUCAAAUACUGCUGCUUCUACUUGUGUUGACAAUUUGUGGCAUAUGGUAUAGCACCAUCUAUAAGGUGCCUACUAUCACGAAAGAUGAAGAUCCUGAAAUGGAAGUGGAAGAGGAGGACGUCAUUCCUGUUGUCAUUUGUGCACCUUCAGGCCGGAUAGGGGGCACUAUUGCUGCAAUUAAUAGCAUAUACAGCAACACUAAUGCCAAUGUGCUCUUUUAUAUUAUUGGUCUAAGAAACAGUUUAGUUCAUAUCAAGAAAUGGAUUGAAGGCACUCAGCUGUCUGAUAUUAGAUUUAAGAUUGUAGAAUUUAACCCAAUGGUCCUUAAAGGAAAAAUUCGCCCUGAUACAGCUUUCCCAGAACUUCUUCAACCACUGAACUUUGUGCGUUUCUACCUGCCACUGCUCACCCAGGAACACGAGAAAGUCAUUUAUCUGGAUGAUGAUAUCAUUGUAUUAGGUGAUAUUCAAGAACUUUAUGACACAAAAUUAUCAAGGGGGCAUGUUGCUGCAUUUUCUGAUGAUUGUGACUUACCAUCACUACGAGAAAUUGCCAUGAAAAUAGGAAUACAGAACAGUUUAAUGGGAUUUCUAGACUACAGGAAGAAGUCUAUUCAGAAGCUGGGCAUAAGCCCUAGCACUUGUUCCUUUAACCCAGGAGUAUUUGUAGCCAACAUGACUGAGUGGAGGCAACAGCACAUCACAAAGAAACUGGAAAAAUGGAUGAAGAAAAAUGUGGAAGAGAAUCUAUACAGCAGUACUGUUGGAGGAGGUGUCGCUACUCCACCCAUGCUUAUCGUUUUCCACGAUAAAUAUUCCCCAAUCACUCCAAACUGGCACAUCAGACAUCUGGGAUGGAGUCCAGAUGAUCAGAUAUCUGAGAGUGUCCUUGGUGAUGCCAAGCUACUUCACUGGAAUGGAAGAUACAAACCUUGGCAAAUCCCAAGCUCACACAGCAAACUCUGGGAGAGAUGGUUCAUUCCAGACCCCACAGGAAAGUUCCAGAUCCACAAACUGUGACCCACAGCUGACUUCCCCAAGGUUGUUUACUAGCUGGUAUAUUGCUGAGGACAAUAAAGAGUACCUGUGCUGCUUAAAGUACACCUGUCAUGAGAGAGACUGCCAUUGCAGAUCCCCUUCUGAAAAUGCUAUAGUUAGCUGGCUGUUAUCCUAACAAAAUGUCUUCUGCCCUUUAUAAAUCACUGACCUGGAAAUAUGCAAAAUCAAAGAAACAUCAAAGAUUCUUAUCCACAAUAUAGGUCUGGGUAAGUGGCAGGCCCACCAACCUUCUGUGUGCAGCAGGCCCCUCAAAUACUUACCUGAGCUCCCCCUUGAUCCAGCAAUGUGCAUGU